Molecule: messenger RNA, 3273 nt
Organism: Peronospora matthiolae
Lineage: Eukaryota; Oomycota; Peronosporomycetes; Peronosporales; Peronosporaceae
Source: the annotation of a GenBank genome assembly
AUGCCAGCAACUACUUGGAGCUGCUCGCGCUGCACGUUUGAGAAUGAGGUGCGUGCGCGUCAGUGCGCCAUGUGCUGGAGCGAUUGGGUGCCGGAGCAGUCCAAUGCGUCGCCUCUUGCUGUGGUAUCGGACCACGGGAAACUGAAGGAGGAGAAGACGGAGGAGACGGUGCAGUCCCCGUCUGUGCUGCUCUAUGGAGUCGGCAGUUCAGCGGAAAAAGAGCAGCAGCGCGUGCAGAAGAAGCUGCAGCAACUCAAGGACUUGGGCAUCGAGUUGCCGGAGGACGAGAUGCUGACGUGGCUGCAACGGAACUGCUUCAGUGUAUCGGGGGCAGCGUCCGCGUACUUUGAGCGAAAGGAGCAGCGCGAGGCAGUGGCUAGAGCUGAUCCAAAGGACGACGAGAUGACGCAAAGACUGGAGAAGCUGAUGGAAAUGAUGGACAGGGAGAUGGAGGACGUUGAGGUGCUGGGCAAGACGACUAUGCAAGCUCUGGUGACCCGCCCGGGCGUCCAGCUAUGUGCAGGUGAGGGACUGCUGUUGCAGGCGGAGAAUGCCGGCAAAAAGAGGAUGAGACCCGGGCUAUCGAGCCCUUGCGCGGUGUCGGGGAUCGUGAGGGUUGCCACGUUGCAGCGCACACAGAUUGGGCGUCUUGAGAGAAACAUGGAGCUGCUACUGCAUCCGUUGAUGAAAAGCGGACUUGUCAAACUCGCAGGCGUGUGUGAAGUGCUGCCUGUGUCGUCGCGCAUGUUUGCGUCGUUUGAUGUGCUUGUGUUUGUCUGCAUCAAAAGAAGCGCAUUUGACGUGUUCACGGAAGGCAACCCGAACUUCCACCUCUCCGAUCACCUGUACGAGCUGCUCCAAAAGUUUGAUGGGUCUGUAGCACCUUCUCCAGAUGCCAAAGUGUCCCAAUCAAUCUCUGGGCCAGAUGGUCAGUCGUCACAGGUGAACCCUGAAGAUCUGGACACUCUUUUCUCUGAGUGUGGAGAAAAGGAACUUCACCGUGCGGCUGAACGCUUGGAAGAGGACCCAUCGGAGCACCUUGUAGAAUACCUGAAUGAGAUCAAGCUGCGAGACCAUCAAAAGCAGGCAUUGAGGUGGAUGCUGUGGCGAGAAGAUCAGCUGAGAGAAGGCGCUUGUGAACAGCAGAUCGACGAUUUGAUGUGGAAGGAGCGUCGAUUCCGAUCGCAGAGCACAUAUUUCGUGAAUCCAUUUGAAAAAAGUGCGUCGCUUACUCGACCAAGACCUCCUGCACCUUGUCUAGGCGGAAUCCUGGCAGACGAUAUGGGAAUGGGCAAAACAAUGAUGAUGCUUUCGCUAAUUGCUUACCAGAAGCACGUCGGUGGAAAAACGCUGAGCGACGACGACUUGCCAAGUGAGAGAAGCAGGAAGGCAACAGGGGGGACUCUAGUGGUUUGUCCAUUGAGUCUACUUCACCAGUGGAAAAAUGAAGCGUUGGAACGCUUCCGUCCCGACACUCUGAGCGUUUGCUUACACUACGGCGAUGACCGUGACACAAACACAGGUCUUGCUAUAUCACGUUUCAGCAAGAGCGACAUCGUGCUCACCACGUACGGAGUGCUAUCAGCAGAAUUCAGCAGGAAUGGUCCUGUUAUGACGACUACGUGGAACCGUGUCAUUCUUGAUGAAGCUCAUAGCAUCAAGAACAGGUCCGCAGGCUAUUUCAAGACGUGUUCGGCCUUGAAAGCUACACAUCGAUGGUGUCUGACGGGCACUCCCAUUCAGAAUACUCUGGAUGACAUGUUCUCACUGCUUUGCUUCCUCAAGUACCAGCCCUGGUCUCGAAUCGCCUGGUGGAAGAGAGUGAUUAUAAAACCGUACGAAGACGGCAAGGAUGUAAACACGUUGAGUCGCUUGAAGGCGAUCCUGACGCCAAUAUUGCUUCGCCGCACCAAGCGUUCACGAGACAAGCAGGGCAAUAUGAUUGUCAAGCUACCCCCGAAGCAUGUCGAAUUGGUGAAGCUAGAGUUCUCGCCCGAUGAGCGUGCCUUCUACCAGGCAGUAUACGAUCGAAGCAGGGCUGAAUUCAACGGUUUUGUUGCAAGCGGUACAGCAGCGACAAGUUACGUUGCCAUUUUCGCCCUGUUGCUCCGUCUCCACCAAGCUUGCGACCAUCCUUUACUUGCACUUGGAAAAGAUUUCGAGCAGGCGUUAAAGUCCGACGCCAAGCACACAGGAGCGACUGCAGCAGCACACGUCAAGCCAGCUUUCCAGCCUCAGCCAAAUGAGAGCUCUAAAGCGUACUACUUGCGCAUUGCAGCUCACUUGCAGAAAAGUAUGCAAGCCAGCAACCAUCCACAGCUACUUCAAGACGAACGUGACGGAUCAGCCAGCGAGGCAAUCAUGACAGGGGGACUCACGGCUUCCUACAUCCAGAACGUGAUGGCUCAGGUCGAAGACGACUUGGAUUCCCAAGAGUGUCCGAUCUGCCUGGAUCCACCGCGCGACGCAGUCUUGACACCCUGCGCCCAUGUAUUGUGCGGCCAGUGUCUUCGAGACAGUCUUGCCAACGAUCCCGAAGACGGUUGCCCCGUGUGCCGAACCGUGGUCGACGUUGCCAGGGUUUACAAGCUACCGCCACCGUCUGCAUCAAGGACACAGGACAAUGAGGACGUUCAAGACAGUAGUCCACUGAACAAGACCACGCACGCCAACGCUGUUGUCUCUGCGACUAGAGUCAAUAACAAUAGCGCAGGCUUCGAGUCUGCCAAGCUGCAGCAGCUGCUCCGCGACCUGACCCAGAUCAAGCUCGAGAAUCGCAGUGCCACGUCGCCCAAGAAGAAGCGAAAAGUGGUUGUCUUCUCGCAGUGGACGUCGAUGCUGGACAUGGUGUCGCAGCUCCUCUCGCGUCACGGAUUCUCGCACUGCACGUUCAACGGCGGCCUCAACCGGGAGGCACGCGAGCGCGUCUUGACCAAGUUCGCUACGGAUCCAGACGUGGAGAUUCUCGUCAUCAGUCUGCGAGCCGGUGGCGUCGGCCUCAACCUCACGUGCGCGUCCGUGGUGAUUCUACUGGACCCGUGGUGGAAUCCUGGAGUCGAGGAGCAAGCCAUUGAUCGCGUGCAUCGGCUCGGCCAGACCCAAGACGUUCAGGUGAAGCGCUACGUGGUGACCGACACGGUCGAAGACAUGAUCUUGCAGCUGCAGCAGCGCAAACAGAGGCUCGCAACGCGCGUGCUGGUGGUCGCCAAGGCGUGCGACGAGCAGCGCAGCGAGCGCCUGAACUUGGACGACCUGCGCCGCUUUUUCCGCUGA